UCUUUAUGUAUAUAAAUACAUAUAUAUAUACAUAUCUCAAGUGUUCUUACAAAUCACAUUCAAGAAUCCAGACUUUGACAUCACGGAUUAAUUUGAGACUAUUUCGACGAGCUGUGGCAACAGAUGUAUUUUGAAUUUUAUUAUAUUGUAAUUAAACGUUGAGGAAUGGCUGAAAAUGUUACUGCAUCAAAUGCAGAGGAAAAAGCUAUUUCCUCAGCUAUGACACAAUGUUAUGAAAAUUAUAUUAUAGUUGAUGUUGGUGCCAAUCUAACGAAUAAAAAAUAUAGCAGAGAUUUAGAUAGCGUAAUUCAAAGGGCAAAGGAUGCCGGGGUACAAAAGAUUAUGGUAACAGGUGCAAGUAUUCGUUCUAGUAAAGAAGCAUUACGGUUAACUAGGAUAUAUCCUGGUACUCUGUAUUCUACUGCUGGAGUACAUCCUCAUGAUGCAAAAUCAUGGGAAAAUCCCGAUACUUUGCAAGAACUUGAAAGUAUAGCUAACAAUCCAGAAUGCGUAGCAAUAGGAGAAUGUGGUUUAGACUAUAGUCGUGAUUUCUCUGAUCCUGAAACACAGCGUGCUGUAUUUCAUAAACAAGUAGAACUUGCAUGUCAGUUAACUAAGCCGCUUAUAAUACACGAAAGAGGCGCUCAAACAGAUGUCUUAGAAGUAUUGAAUCAUUAUAAAAGUUGUUUACCACCAGUUUUAAUCCAUUCGUUUAUUGGAACUGCAAAAGAAGCACAAAUUUAUUUAGAUCAUGGAUUUUAUUUAGGAAUUACAGGAUAUUUAUGUAAAGAUAAAUCUGAUAGUGGAAUAAGACAACUAUUGGAAAGAAGACUUGCACCCUUAGAGAGAAUAUUAGUAGAAACAGACGCCCCAUUUAUGUAUCCGAAUACUAGAGCCAGUAAAUUACCUGUACACGUUAAAGAUGCUCUUACCGAACGAUCCAUGACGUUUCUUCACCGUUACUGUACUUUUCAACGUAACGAACCGUGUGCCUUACCAGCAAUAGUGGAAAUGGUAGCAGCAUUUAUGCAAAUUUCUCCAGAAGAGGUUGCCUUGGCUACUGCUUUUAAUGCUUUAAAAUUGUUUGGUUUAAAUCAGUAAUAUUAUAAUCAUUUGUUAUUAUAAAAAUGGUGCUA
Molecule: messenger RNA, 1136 nt
Organism: Osmia lignaria (orchard mason bee)
Lineage: Eukaryota; Metazoa; Arthropoda; Insecta; Hymenoptera; Megachilidae
Source: RefSeq, a predicted model, not a curated record